CCGCAACAAGCAAGGCAGCCAGCCAUUGAACGCUGGGAAUAAUAGAUACGGUCGCUUUGCAGUCGGUGCCAAAGGAAAAGAUUUCGUUCCAUGCGCGAUAUUUAAAACUGUACUCCGCAGUAUCCGUUUAUUAAAGCCGUCGAAGUCACCUCCAAUGGACUCUUCUGUUGCAAGGGGGGUUAAGAAGUCACGAAUAAUUCCGAUCUAGCUACCUAACUAGCUGUCUCUGCUGAUCAGGAGCCGGAUAGCUGGCUAACUGUACCAAGGCAUCGGACAUUAAUCGCGCUGGCAACUGCAUUAGCCACACCGAGUGCAUAUUGGACAUGUAGCUAGCGUUAGCCAGCUAGCUGCUCUUUUGACCACAGUAAGUGGCAACACCAUCAGCUACUAACUAUGUUAUUAUACCUACCUCUCUGACUCCGUGAGAAGGGUAAGAGCGUCAGAAAGAGACUGUCUAGCUAGCUUAUCUGACAUCCAGUCAGUAUCACGUAAAAAGCAGCCUCUGGUCUGGUAUCUGCUGUCGCUCGGUGGUAUUGGUCUUGGCUAACGUUAAAUCUCAAACGCAGCCACUGGUCAAAGAUUAGCCAGGUCGGUAUCUAGAAUAACUAGCUAUCUAGUUAUCCUUGUUAGCGUCAUUGACAAGGAGAGUAUUCGCUCGGAAAGGUGGGUUUUAUUACCACAGAUAGCUAGCUGGACAGACUUGUUAGUUAACCUAACAUUUUCUGACUAGUAGCCGUAGUGGGGGUAAGAUUAGUUUUUAGUCUACCGCAUUUUACGGAGGCUGAGGCUGUACCCGCUGUGCUAUGUACCGAUCGUGACCCAGUUUGGCCUAGCCCGUCAUUCGACUACAGCUACUACACCUAGCCAAGAUACAACCAGCGGCGCUGCCUCGGAAUCUCAUCCGACUUUCGUCGACUUGGUUCUGGGGCUGGGCCGCUCGCCGCCCCUGGAAUCAGGGGAAUCAGGGCCCUUCUCUCGGCUUGGCCGGAUCGUGUGAUACGCGGAUAACGAGACGGAGGGGAAAGGGGCUACCCCAGUUCGCAGCCCGGCGGACCGUGCGUUCACAGCUCUGAUGUCCCUCUCACUUUGACUGGACCGCAAUCAUGAUGCCGAUGAUCUUGACGGUGUACCUGAGUGGCAGCGAGCAGACGCUGACUGAGGUGCCCAUCACCCCGGAGACACGUUGCCGAGAUGUGGUGGACUUCUGCAAGGAGCCCGGAGAGAGUGGCUGCCACCUGGCCGAAGUCUGGAGGGGAAAUGAGAGGGCCAUCCCCCUGGACCACAUGAUGUACGACCACCUGCAGAAGUGGGGCCCCCGGAAACAGGAAGUGAAGUUCUUCCUCCGCCAUGAGGAGUCCCCUGCUGAGAGCAGCGACCAGGGCAGCCAGCAGCCUCAGGAGCAGGCCAGAAGGAAGAACGGAGGGAGCACGGAAAAGACCAAUGAGAACGGGGUGGGCAGCCCGCGUGUGGAGCUUACUCUGUUGGAGCUGCAGGACAUGGCCUCCCGACAGCAGCAGCAGAUUGAGGCCCAGCAGCAGAUGCUGGUUGCUAAGGAACAGAGGCUGCGCUACCUGAAGCAACAGGAGAAGAAGCAGCAGCACAGUGAGUCAGAGAGCGAGAAACUGCAGAGGCUGAAGGAGCGGGUGGAGAGCCAGGAGGCCAAGCUGAAGAAGAUCCGUGCCAUGCGGGGCCAGGCAGACUACGGCAAGGUCAUCAACGGCAGCCUGUCGGUGGAGAUGGAGCACAUUAACAGCGUGUUCCAGGAGAAGCAGCAGGAGCUGCAGAUGGCAGUGCUCAAGGUGGACCAGCUGACUGCGCAGCUGGACGACCUGCGCAGAGGCAAGCUGACGCUGGCUGGGCAGGUGACUGGCACAGCUGCACUGGAGCUGCGCAAACUCUACCAGGAGCUGCAGAUCCGCAACAAGCUGAACCAGGAGCAGAACAGCAAGCUGCAGCAGCACAAGGAGCUGCUGAACAGGCGCAACACGGAGGUGACCCUGAUGGACAGGCGCAUCGCAGAACUGCGGGAGCGCCUCCACAAGAAGAAGGCUGAGUUGAACAGGAUCAAUGGGCCCCCCUCUCCGCAGCCAGGCCCAGGGGGGUCGGGCCGUGUGGCCGCUGUGGGACCCUACAUCCAGGUGCCCGUGCCCACCAGACAGGACGUCCCACCCGAACCCCUGAAACCACAGUCACUCAGCGUUUCUGCUCCAGUCAACCACAGCCAUCCCAAACCAGAGGCGGAGGGGCGUGGCGUGAGAAAGCCCCCCAGCACGUGGAAGGUCUCAGAUUUAGACAUCAUAGUGGACCCCCUGUUGCCGUCACCUCCCAGGGCGCCCUCAGGGUCCGACGGAGUGUCCUCCGGCGAUGGUGACUGGCCUGCCCUUAGCAACGGCUCCCCCUCGCUGAAGCCCCUUGACAGGAAGGAGUCAAACACAGACAGUGCCAGCAAGAUGGGACCCCCAGCACCCCCAACUGUGACCCCUGCUGAAAAGGGCCCAGACUCCAGCAGGGCAGCGGGAUCGGCACCCGCCUUGCCGAAGCCACCGCCCCCGCCGUAUGGCACCUACCCGGGCAUGGGCGUCCCGUCGUCGGCCGGCUCUGCCAGCCCUAUGGAGCGCCGCCGGGACAGCCUGCCCCGCCCCGCCGCCCCCGGCCCCGCCCCCAUCGCACCCAACCCGGCCUGGCAGAGGGCGCCUCCCCCCACCGGCUCCUCCUCCCAGCAAAUCCAGCAGCGCAUCUCUGUCCCGCCGAGCCCCACCUUCCAGCCCACCUCGCCCCUCUUCCCCCCUGCGGGCGAGAGGCCCGACCCCCCACUGGCUGUGGCCGUGCGCCCCUUCGUCCCGGACAAGGGCUCCCGGCCGCAGUCGCCCAGGAAGGGCCCCCCAAGCAUGAACUCCAGCUCCAUCUACCACAUGUACCUGCAGCAGGCCGCACCCAAGACACACCCCCUCAACAGCAAGCCCGCCGUCAAAGCAGUGUAUGGGAAGCCGGUGCUGCCCUCCACAUCCAACACCUCCCCACUCUCCUUCAUGCAAGGGGCGCCAGGCCCUGGGGCACAGGGGGGCGGGGAGGAGGUGGUGGACAGGGAGGGGGAGGUGGAGGGCCCGGGGGCGGGGCCCGGGGAGGGCGUCCCCACGAGCGUGGAGAACAUCCCGCGGCCGCUGAGCCCCACCAAGCUGACCCCGGUGGCGCACUCCCCACUGCGCUACCAGAGCGACGCCGACCUGGAGGCCCUGCGCAGGAAGCUGGCCAACGCGCCCCGCCCGCUGAAGAAGCGCAGCUCCAUCACGGAGCCCGAGGGCCCCAGCGGGCCAAACAUCCAGAAGCUGCUGUAUCAGCGCUUCAACACCCUGGCGGGGGGCAUGGAGGGCGCGCCCGGUGCCCCCUUCUACCAGCCUGCCAACCCCCCCGAGUACGUCGGCCCCGCCCCUGGCCCCGCUCCCGCCGAUGUGGACAACGGCAACGCCACCAACGGGAACCCUCCCCCCACGGCGGUGCCCCUGGAGCUGGCUGGCCCCACCCUGCCGCCGCCGGCCCCCGCGUCCUCCUCGGACACCAACGACAACCAGCUGCCCCCUCCGCCCCCCCAGGAGGCCACCUUGGCUGCACCGUCCGCCCCGCCCCCGGACACCUCAGAGGACAGCAACAACAACAACGCAGCCGCUUCCGUCACCUCCGACGCUCUGCCCAGCCCCAUCCCCGAGGAGGCGGGCACGCCCCCCCAGACCGCCACACCCCCCUCUCAGCAGCCGGUGAGUCGGGACACCUGUGGAGAGGCCCCAGCAGAUCCCCAGCACUGCAGCCUGAGUGCUUUCCUCACCGUUUCCCUGGCUAAUUCUCUGCCACAGGAGAAGCGCAGUAACCUGAAGAAGCCGGACUCGGAGCGCACCGGACACGGGCUCAGGGUGAAGUUCAACCCCCUGGCCCUGCUGCUGGACGCCUCCCUGGAGGGAGAGUUCGACCUGGUGCAGAGGAUCAUCUAUGAGGUGGAGAACCCCAGCAAGCCAAAUGACGAAGGCAUCACCCCAUUGCACAACGCCGUCUGCGCCGGCCACCACCACAUCGUCAAGUUCCUACUGGACUUCGGGGUCAACGUCAAUGCUGCUGACAGCGAUGGCUGGACGCCCCUGCACUGUGCCGCUUCCUGCAACAGCGUGCACCUGUGCAAGCUCCUGGUGGAGUCUGGAGCCGCCAUCUUCGCCACCACCAUCAGCGACGUGGAGACAGCGGCAGACAAGUGUGAGGAGAUGGAGGAAGGCUAUGCCCAGUGCUCGCAGUUCCUGCACGGCGUGCAGGAGAAGCUGGGCGUGAUGAAUAAAGGGGCGGUGUACGCGCUGUGGGAGUACGAGGCGCAGAGCGCGGACGAGCUGUCCUUCCGUGAGGGAGACGCCAUCACCAUCCUUCGGCGCAAGGAUGACAGUGAGACGGAGUGGUGGUGGGGCCGGCUGAACGACGCGGAGGGAUACGUACCGCGCAACCUGCUGGGGUUAUAUCCCCGGAUUAAACCACGGCAGCGCUCCCUGGCAUAACGCCCCUCCCCCCAUGCCAACCUCUCCCCUCCCUAACUCCUAAACCUCAGACGGCACCCGGACCCUGGCCCUUCCCAAACCAUCCCGUUUGCUGGAGCCACGGGGCAGUAGUGAGGCAGUGAUCUCUCCCGGUCUCUGAAACCCCUCAGCACAAACGAUUCGGGGAUCUCGACCGGCCAUCCAGGGCUCCGCCACUCCUCUGCGUCUCAGGACCGCUGCUCGCUCCAGCCUCUAAAUGAACAGCUCUUCUGGGAAUUUGCGACUGCUCCCAGCUCCAGCAGAAGCGGAAGGAGCACAGCAGCAGAGCAUCGGAGUGUUUUUGUUUUGCUGUGUAUAUUGGGUCGGCCGGGGACCGGGUGGCGACACGACGGACAAUCGGACAAUCGCUCGCUCCCUCGUCACGAGGGUGACCCCUUGAGGCAUGGAGAUGGGGGUGGGAACGGGGAC
This is a messenger RNA of Megalops cyprinoides (Indo-Pacific tarpon), 4976 nucleotides long. Its product is annotated as apoptosis-stimulating of p53 protein 1-like. Gene Ontology annotation, biological process: regulation of apoptotic process. Gene Ontology annotation, cellular component: nucleus. The record is from RefSeq and is a predicted model, not a curated record. The coding region runs from base 1104 to 4529 and encodes 1141 amino acids. NCBI's taxonomy places the organism in Eukaryota, Metazoa, Chordata, Actinopteri, Elopiformes, Megalopidae. Gene Ontology annotation, molecular function: p53 binding. The transcript has 17 exons.